CCCAAGAAGCCGCUGACGGCCUACUUCCGCUUCGUGAAGGAGAACCAUUCCGCGUUCCGGCAGAAGAACCCAGAAAUGAACAACAGGGAGCUGGUUAAGAAAAUUUCAGAUACCUGGAAGGAGUUACCAACAUCACAGAAGCAGGUUUAUGAGGAAGCUAGAAAGACAGAGUGGCAGAGAUACGUAAAGCAGAUGGCUGCAUUUAAAGCACAGCUAACCCCAGCCCAGGCUGCAGCUUUGAAAGAAGAAAGGAGAAUACGACUGGCAAAAAGAAGAUCGGUCAGGGCAAAAAGAGAAUUGAAUAUGCUUGGAAAACCUAAAAGACCUCGUACCGGCUUUAACAUUUUUGUGUCGGAAAACUUUAAAGAAAGUGAGGGGAUUUCACCUAUGGCAAAGAUGAAGCAAUUAUAUGAUACAUGGCAAAAACUGUCCAGUUCUCAAAAGCAGCCGUACCUGCAGCUUGCUGAAGAUGAUAAGGUUCGGUACGGAAACGAAAUCAAGUCGUGGGAAGCAAAAAUGAUUGAACUCGGACGUGAAGACCUGAUCCGUUCCAAAAAGAGAAUGCCAAAAACAAAGAAAGCUGACACAGCAAAGAAAGUUGAAACAGCCAAAGCUUCCUCACGUGAAAACAAGGUGAAGUUAAAGUUGAAAAAAUCAGAAGAGUAA
Apaloderma vittatum (bar-tailed trogon) is the source of this 666-nucleotide messenger RNA. RefSeq names its product transcription factor A, mitochondrial (gene TFAM). The transcript has 7 exons. The record is from RefSeq and is a predicted model, not a curated record. The annotation marks the transcript as partial. NCBI's taxonomy places the organism in Eukaryota, Metazoa, Chordata, Aves, Trogoniformes, Trogonidae. Gene Ontology annotation, molecular function: transcription cis-regulatory region binding.